GAAGGUCCCGGGCGGGAAUCCGAUCAGUUUGACAGAUCGGCAGGGCACAUGGUGAGCUAAUAGCGCUCCUACCACUACAACUGCCUCUCAGUCUACACGGGUAAACAUGUCAGAAAAUUCGGUGAAGGUGGCUGUGAGGGUCCGUCCCUUCAACCAGAGGGAGAAGGAUCGACAGGCAAAAUGCGUUCUCACAAUGCAGGGUCAGAUGACAACAAUAUCCAAUCCAGAUGCUCCUAAUGAAGAACCCAAAAAGUUUUCCUUUGAUUAUUCAUACUGGUCACAUGAUGGAUUUGAAGAAGCAGCCAACGGUGUCCUGGAAGCGAAGAAAGGCUCAAAUUAUGCUAGUCAGAGAAUUGUGUUUGAGGAUCUUGGACAGGGAGUGUUAAAUAAUGCUUUUGAAGGCUAUAAUUGCUCAUUAUUUGCCUAUGGGCAGACAGGAGCUGGCAAAUCCUACUCCAUGGUGGGCUAUGGACCAAACAAAGGUAUUGUGCCAAUCACUUGUGACGAGCUCUUCAAGACCAUGAGGGCAAAUACAGAUUCAAACAAGAGGUUUGAGGUCACAUUUUCCAUGCUGGAAAUCUACAAUGAACAAGUGCGAGAUCUGUUGUCCAAAGACAACCCCAAAGGUGGGCUUCAGGUGCGUCAGAACCCCAAACUUGGUCUGUUCUACGUGGAGAACCUGAAGCGUGUGGCUGUGGGUAGUUACGAGGACAUAGAGAAGAGGAUGGAGCAAGGUACAGCGAGCAGAACUGUGGCAUCUACGAAUAUGAACGCCACCAGUAGUAGAGCUCACACAGUGGUGACAAUAACAUUUGACCAAAUCAUGAAGACAGAUAGUGGGUCAGAAACCAAGAAAAGCAGCGUGAUGAACUUGGUGGACUUGGCAGGUUCUGAGAGAGCCGACAGUACCGGGGCCACUGGGGACAGAUUGAAAGAAGGUGCUAACAUCAACAAGUCCCUGUCAGCUUUAGGCAAUGUCAUCUCAGCUCUGGCUGACCUCUCCAUGGGGAAGAAAAAAACCAUGGUGCCAUACAGGGACUCUGUACUUACCAAGCUGUUACAAAAUGCCUUGGGUGGAAACAGUAAAACCAUCAUGAUAGCUGCCCUGUCUCCAGCUGAUAUUAACUUUGACGAGACACUGGGAACACUUCGCUAUGCUGAUCGGGCAAAGAAAAUCAAAAACAAAGCUGUUAUCAAUGAGAAUCCCCUGGACAAACUGAUCCGGGAGCUCAAGGAAGAAAAUGAUAGACUGAAGAAGGCAAUGGAAGCAGGAGGCCUGGUUCAGAACACACAGGGCAUGUCCCCAGAGGAAAUUGAGAAUAUGCGAAAGCAGAUGGAGGAGGAAAUUCGAGCUCAGCUGUUUGCCAAUCAGCAGAUGUUAGCUGACAACGCUCAGAGCUGGGAAGAGAAGCUUGCGGCAGCUCAGGUAGAGACAGAGCAGGAAUCUGUGGCUGUGCGCUCAGGGGACAAGAAGAAGAAGAAGCAGCCUCACCUUUUCAACCUUAACGAGGAUCCCAUGCUCUCAGGUGUCGUCUACCAUUUCCUGGAGGAAGGGGAGACAACCUUUGGACGCAAGGAUGCCAGCCCACAGCCCAAUAUCUGCCUGAAUGGUUUGAGCAUCCAGAAGGAGCAUGCCGUCAUAGUUUGUAAGAAGGGAGAGGUGGAGAUCCAGCCCGUGGGUAAGAGUGGAGCUAAGACAAAGGUGAACGGCCUACCCCUGACAGGACCCAAGAACCUCCACAAUAAGGACAGAAUUCUCUUUGGUUCAAACCACUUGUACGUGUUCGUCAAUCCACUGAAACCAGAGACACCUGAUGAUAUUCCAAGGGAGAUAACCUGGGAGUUUGCCCAGAAGGAAAUUGCUCAAGCUAAAGGGUUUGCCACAGGUUCAGGGGCUGGGCUUUCUAAAGAUCAGCAGAUAGCCCAGGAGCAGGUGCUGGAGAUUUUACCCAUGGUAUCAGAGGUGAAUGCUGUCUCAGAGGAGCUGAACAAACACAAGUCAUUUGAGGUGGUUCUCAUUUCCUCUGUGGCUCAGGAAGGCAUGUAUGGGGCUAACCAGGGCACAAAAGUGAUGGUGAAGAUGAAGAACCUGUUGAAUGCCAACACCUGGCUGUGGGAGCGAGGGAAGUUCAUGAACAGGCGUUAUCUCAUACAGGAAAUGUACCAGAAAUACCUGGAUGGUGAAGAUGUGCUGAAGAUCCCCAGGGAGCAGGAUCCCUUCUGGGAACCUCCAGAGGAUGUUCUCAUUGGUACAGCCAAUGUCUUCUUACAGUCUUUGUCCUACGCCCUGGAUUUUGAUGACAAACUGGCCGUCACAGAUUACAAGGGCCAAGAGGAGGGUACCCUGUAUGUAAAUGUGGCCCCAUGCACACAGAAUGGGAAACCCCUGGAUGAGGAUUACUUUGUGGAUAACCCAGAGGAACUUUUGGGAAAACCUUAUCAUUUCAAGGUGACGUUGAGAAGCGCCGAUGUGAUCAAGUCCCGCUUUUCCAAAGGACUUCAUGUGAAAUACCGUGUCUACAAGGACGAUAAGUUCACAGAAACCAAAGUGAUCAAAGGAACUCUGUCUCCAGAAUUUAACCACUCCAAAGUGUUCUCUUACCCAAGCAUCAGCCAGGAUCACCUGGACUUCUUUGACACGGGUUGUAUAACAUUACUGCUGUAUGGGGUUCAGGAAGACGCUUCACCCAAUCCUAAACUCUUAAAACUCACAACCAAGGAAUUGCGUCAAAUGGAACACAUGCAGGAACCUUCCCUGAUGAACAGAAGAACGUCCUUCAGCUCUGACGCACCCACAGAACAGUCCCACCUUAAAUCAGAGCUCAUGCUGUUACAGCGCAAGUAUGAGCGCCUGGCGCAGAAAGAGCGUAGAAUGCAGCUAAUCUGUGAGGACUGGUCCAAGAAGCCAGAAUCAGAGCGUGAUUUUGAUGCAUUUUGGCGAGCUGUUUCGGCAGCAGCUAACAGCAGUGGUACCAAGCUGAGGACACGAGUUCAGAUGUUAAAUUCACUGGUCUACAAGCCAACAAAAAGAAAGCAUGGCGGUAAAGCCAACGGCCAGGUGGAUGCAGGGGAGGCUAAAGGAAGUUCCACAUGCAUUGUCCAAUAAUUUUGUGGUAGAUACUCGUAUCAUAAUCUCACAAAACUACUGUAGAAAUUAUCAGAAGAAAAACGUUGACGCUGCUGUUUGAUCUUGUCUCCAUUCCCUGCCCCAUGCCGUAUAGGCCUGUACACAGACAUGUUUAGGCAGCAUGUUUGAUUUUGUCUCCAUUGCAUGCAAUAGAUACAUCAUAUAGGCCUGUACACGGACAUGUUUAGGGAGCAUGUUUGAUCUUGUCUCCAUUGCAUGCACCAGAUACAUCUUAUAGGCCUGUACACAGACAUGUUUAGGGAGCAUGCGUGAUCUUGUCUCCAUUGCCUGCACCAGAUACACUAUAUAGGCCUGUACACGGACAUGUUCAGGGAGCAUGUUUGAUAUUGGUUGAACCAAUUGUAGGAUAUGACAUAUGGCACCCUGAUCAAAACCCUUAGGAGAAAAUAUUUCUAUUUCUUAUGGUCAUAAAUAGUUAACACAGAAAAAAAUAUGAAUAUUGUAUAAGUAUAACGAUAACAAAUGAGAUUUUUGCAUGAAAAACAUUAUUCUUCAGAUGUGGAUUCAUUCCAUCUGCUGGUAGAGAAUUGUGUUUUCUUGGUUUAUUGUACAUAAUGACAUAAAUGUCAAUGACUGCUGAUGUAGAGAAUUACGUUGUGUUUCGUGAAACAAUUUAUAACUUGAAAAAUCAUAAUAUGUCAUGGAUUACUGCUGCUCUCUAAAUGUAUGCUGUGGUACGGUGUGCUGGGGUACAGUGUGCUGUGGCACAGUAUGCUGGGGUACAGUGUGCUGUGGUACAGUAUGCUGUGGUACAGUACACAUUUGAUCUGUAGUGUACAAAGAUGUAGAGCAUGAUGGCAUGCACCAGAAGGACACAGGUGUAAUGGCAGACGAAUAUGUCAGAUAUUGUUUUCAAAUUAGGACGGACACAAAUUGCUGAAUCAUGGUAUUCAUGUUUUGAUGUUAGAAUGAACAUAUCAAAUGUGUCAAAUACAUUGUCUUGUAGUGAUUGUUACAGUAAUGGUAUUUCUAUGGAAUGGUACUCGCCAAUUCCCCUUUGGUUUAUGGUUCCUACAUGUACCAUUCUCAAAACUGCUGCAUUAUAAGGAAAACUGGCCAUUAAAGAUUAUUAUGUCCGCUAUUCUAUCUUCUAAAAGAGUUUAUCUGUGAUACCGUUUUUUCAGGUUUAGUGUUGUGAACCGCACCACUGUGUGGACUAUGUCAGCCUUUGUGUCUUACAAUAACCAUAUACUGUAUAUGCUGUGUAUUUAUUUGAAAAGUUAAUGUUACAUCCAAACAGGUAUAUACUAUAAUCCUUUAUUCACAAUAUAUAUUUUAAUCUCCCUCCACUUUUGCUAAAGGUGAUAUUGUUUUUAUUUCUGUUCGUCUAUCCAUUCUCUUUACAUGUAUCAAUAAUUUCUGACGUGUUCACGGGAAUAUUUCAAAAUUAGCGUUUUCAUGUAUUUUAUCUGUCGCCACAAGUCCAUAUUUUGUCUCCAGUUUGAUGUUCUUACAAGAAAUGACUUUAUAAACACUCAUUCUCUUUCAAAAAAUGGUACAAAGAUCAUUCUUAAGUGAAAUGGUUAUGGAGGAUCUGGAGCUUAGGGAGAAAACCGAAAUUGUCAGAUGGAUAUGUUUACCAGCCAUUUUCUAUUUCAGUGAAAAUGAAUCUCCAGAAAAUUAUCUGUACACUAAUCCUAUAACCAUAUCCAAAACAAGGUGCCUCAUCAGGACAUAUUUAUUUUCGUAUAUGCCCGUAGACCCAAUGUGUAAACAAAUUCAGGGCAAAUUCUUUGUCUAAGCUGGAAAUUACAUUCCACUUUAUUCACUGGAGAAGCUAAACUGUGAUUAGAGAAUUUUUUUUACACUUUCAGUACUCCAUUUUGAUAUGAUAUCACACUGUUUUGAAAUAAAGUUUACAAACAAAACUUACACUAAUUUAAGACUUAAAUAUGUACUUAAAAACAUUUCCUGAUUGAAAUUAUACACACAACUAGAUAAAGAGGAUAAAUUUCCCAUUUUUUUUUAAUGCAUACGAAAUAUAUUUUGCUUUGUUGACUACACCUCUAUAUUAAUCUUUCCAUAAUUUUCAUAUAUUCCUAUGACAUAUUGGGUCGAUUUGAUUAUUUUCAGCUAUUCUUUUUAACCUUUGACAAGAGGUUUAUGUUUUAGCAAGCAUUUUUUUGUGUGUUAGCAAAUGUCCGGGAGGAAUUUCUAUGAAGUUUUGUUCACAUCUUAGCUUUUGGGCAAGCACCAAUGCAUUAAAUUUUGGUGGAGAGAUGAAUCUGGAUUGGCAUCCAGUAAAUGGUCAGGCUGUUUCUCCCCCUGGCGAUACAGAACCCAUAUAAUGGAUUAUCCCUUUGUCUGUAAUAGGGGAUUUGUACAUGGUAGAAUGCCGUCUAGGUUGACAGUUGGUUUUAGACGAUAUAGUUCAUUAGCCAAGAGUCAAAAUCCAACGUGGACAGAUCUGCAAUAAUUUUGUUACUUUUUAUUUUCUUUAUUUUGUAUUAGAUCUUGACAUUUUUGUUUCAGUUAUAUUUUUAUUUUCUCAUUUGAACAUUGUUUUCUUAGAGGCAGAAUCAACAUUCCACUGUGGUUUUGUCCUUUGUUUUUCUUACAUCUUUUUUUAUUGUCUAUUUUAUGCUCAUUUUUUUCUGAA
This is a messenger RNA of Liolophura sinensis, 5747 nucleotides long. Its product is annotated as kinesin-like protein KIF28. The coding region runs from base 107 to 3106 and encodes 999 amino acids. Gene Ontology annotation, biological process: microtubule-based movement. The transcript is spliced from 25 exons. Gene Ontology annotation, molecular function: microtubule motor activity; microtubule binding; ATP binding. The record is from RefSeq and is a predicted model, not a curated record. NCBI's taxonomy places the organism in Eukaryota, Metazoa, Mollusca, Polyplacophora, Chitonida, Chitonidae.